Acanthisitta chloris (rifleman) is the source of this 558-nucleotide messenger RNA. RefSeq names its product phosphatidylinositol glycan anchor biosynthesis, class M (gene PIGM). Gene Ontology annotation, biological process: GPI anchor biosynthetic process. Gene Ontology annotation, molecular function: alpha-1,4-mannosyltransferase activity; GPI mannosyltransferase activity. Gene Ontology annotation, cellular component: glycosylphosphatidylinositol-mannosyltransferase I complex; membrane. The transcript has a single exon. NCBI's taxonomy places the organism in Eukaryota, Metazoa, Chordata, Aves, Passeriformes, Acanthisittidae. The record is from RefSeq and is a predicted model, not a curated record. The annotation marks the transcript as partial.
CUGGCUGCCCUGACUCUUGCGUUUUAUCGCCUCUAUGGCUGGGAGGUUUUGGAGCAUGCCUAUCUCUACCACCUGACCAGAAGGGACAUCAGACAUAACUUCUCUCCCUAUUUCUACAUGUUGUACUUGACAGCAGAGAGCAAAUGGAGCUUUGCCCUCGGGCUCGCAGCUUUCCUGCCCCAGCUGCUUUUGCUCCUGGUCGUGUCUGUAGCGUUCUACAGAGACCUCGCCUUCUGUUGCUUUCUGCACACUGCUAUUUUUGUGAGUUUUAACAAAGUAUGCACAUCCCAGUACUUUGUGUGGUAUCUCUGCCUUCUGCCCCUCAUAAUGCCUAAUAUUAAGAUGUCCAGGUGUCGAGGUGUGCUGCUUCUCCUCCUGUGGUUUUUUGGACAAGGCCUGUGGCUUGCUCCUGCAUACUUUCUGGAGUUCCAAGGAUAUAACACUUUUUUGUUUAUAUGGCUGGCAGGCUUGCUUUUCCUUUUUAUUAACAGCCUCAUAAUUGUUCAGAUUAUUUCACAUUAUCAGGAAGAAGCACACAUGGCAAAAAAACUCGAAUAA